AUCUUCAUCAUCAUCAGCAGCAUCUUCAUCCCAGGUACCACCACUACAUGGAGUCCAGCUGGAUGCCAAACCUGCUGGCUGCUGUCUCUCCUCUGGCUGGCUUUCAAGACGGUCUGAUUGGCCAGCGCAGAAGUCGUGGGCGGGGCAGGAGAAGGAACGGUCUGCCUGAUUUUUCAGAUGGGCGUCAUGGAGACGACUACGAGGCUCUGCUGGCGUUCGAGGAGCGUCAGGGCGCCGUCGUGGCGAAGAAGUUAAGUCGGAGGGAGAUCCAGAGGUUUCCAACCAAAUCCUUCCAGUCUGCUAACAGCGGCGGGAACACUCAGUGUCAGAUCUGUUUCUGUGACUACACUGAUGGGGAGAAGCUGAGGAUGCUGCCCUGUUUCCAUGACUACCACGUGCCAUGUAUAGACCGAUGGUUAAAGGAUAACACCACCUGUCCCAUCUGCAGAGCUAACCUGGCCGACAGUGACUCCCUCGCCCCCCCACACCUCUGACCUCCUCCUGAGAGCUGACGGCGUCGGCGCUGCAGUAUUCACUUCUCACUGGAGUUGAUGUUCAAAGAAAGACAAGUCGUGUGUUUUAUACUUUAAUUUAAUUGUUUCACCUCAGAACUGAAUUCAGGGAUCAAACCUUCGAUGCUGCUGUUCUUAAGUUUUUUUUUAUGUGGAGAGAAAGAUUUUCAGUCUGCUGAUAAAUUUCAUUAAAAUACUUUUUCCUCUUA
This is a messenger RNA of Labrus bergylta (ballan wrasse), 721 nucleotides long. RefSeq lists its product as uncharacterized. NCBI's taxonomy places the organism in Eukaryota, Metazoa, Chordata, Actinopteri, Labriformes, Labridae. Gene Ontology annotation, cellular component: nucleus. The record is from RefSeq and is a predicted model, not a curated record. Gene Ontology annotation, molecular function: zinc ion binding; ubiquitin protein ligase activity.